UAAAGGCGCCCGUUGUGUUGUUUCCUCCUUCGAGUGAGCGGGUCAGGGGCGGAGUAGCAGUAGUGUACGGGUUUGCGCUUGCUUUAUUCGAGAGCGGAGUCCGCGUUUAACAGAGCUAAACAAUGGCAGACAAGCUGGAUAUGUCACUAGACGACAUCAUCAAACAGAAUAAGCAGCAGAGGGGUGGCGGAGGCGGCCGCGGUGGAAGAGGAGGCCGUGGACGGGGAGGCGCCGGCGGUGGCCGCGGUGGUGGCGCCGGGCGACUCGCAAGCGCGGGCGGCGGCUUUGCAGGCCGCGGUGGAGGAUCAGGCCCUAUGAGGAACCGACAGAGCUUGAGCCGCGGCAGAAGCAGACCCACGCCGUACAGCAGGCCCAAGCAGCUCCCUGACAAGUGGCAGCAUGACCUGUUCGACAAUGGCUACAAUGCCAGUGCAGGAGGUGGUGGAGCUGGCGUGGAAACCGGAGGAAAACUUCUAGUAUCCAAUCUCGACUUUGGAGUCUCAGAUGCAGAUAUUCAGGAACUUUUUGCAGAAUUUGGCACUUUGAAGAAAGCUGCAGUCCAUUAUGACCGGUCAGGACGCAGCCUUGGCACGGCAGAUGUCCACUUUGAGAGGAAAGCAGAUGCUCUGAAAGCCAUGAAACAGUACAAUGGUGUUCCACUUGAUGGUCGUCCAAUGAACAUACAACUCGUCACAUCACAGAUUGAUGCACAGAGGCGAACCCCAAUGCAGGGUCUGAAUCGUGGAGGUGGUGGAGGCAUGAGCAGAAACAGAGCAGGAGGCUUUGGAGGUGUACAGAGAGGCCGUGGAGGUCGCGGUGGAGGGCUCAGAGGCCGUGGCAGAGGAGGAGGAGGAAGAGGAAAUAACAAACAGCAGCUCUCAGCAGAAGAGCUGGAUGCCCAGCUAGAUGCAUACAAUGCCAGGAUGGAUACCAGCUAAAUGGCCCUGGCAAAAGCUGCAUUCAUCUCUUCUCAUGAGAUUGCGGUCAUUACAGCUUUGAACAUGGACGUUUUACACUUUAAUGUCAAGUGAUUUAAACUUGUGUAUCAGUCUUUCUCCUUUUAAAAUGCUCAGACAUGUUUUUUACCUACUUUUUUUUGUUGGUUUUUAAGUUCCUUUUUGGAAAAAAAACCUGGUCUGACUGUAGGAUUUGAUGGGGGGUGCUUGUCUUUACCUUCCCUUUGUAGAUCAUUGUAAUAAAACCUGCAGUACAUAGUAUCCAAGCAAUGCCUCUUUUUCUUUUGUAUAAGCAUAGAUUUAACAUCAGUGUACAGUUAAUGCACAGAUUUGUAAAGACAUGACUACUUGUAUACCAAAUGUAUUUGGGUGGGGUGGUUUGUGUUGCUCAAAGCAUUAUUUCAUAACUUAUGAUAAAGGUUUUGGUCACAAGGUGGUGUAGUUCAGAGAAAUGCUUUAGUUUAUUUUUUUGGAAAGCUUGUCACUUCCUGUAUGUCAAUCCAGUAUAUUUUUGUACAUAAACAUGAUUUUAUCAAGUC
This is a messenger RNA of Colossoma macropomum (tambaqui), 1495 nucleotides long. RefSeq names its product Aly/REF export factor (gene alyref). Gene Ontology annotation, cellular component: nucleus. The transcript has 6 exons. Gene Ontology annotation, molecular function: mRNA binding. The coding region runs from base 123 to 938 and encodes 271 amino acids. The record is from RefSeq and is a predicted model, not a curated record. Gene Ontology annotation, biological process: mRNA export from nucleus. Lineage: Eukaryota; Metazoa; Chordata; Actinopteri; Characiformes; Serrasalmidae.